Hippopotamus amphibius kiboko is the source of this 3311-nucleotide messenger RNA. RefSeq names its product TSPY like 1 (gene TSPYL1). Lineage: Eukaryota; Metazoa; Chordata; Mammalia; Artiodactyla; Hippopotamidae. Bases 89 to 1399 code for a protein of 436 amino acids. Gene Ontology annotation, biological process: nucleosome assembly. Gene Ontology annotation, cellular component: chromatin; nucleus. Gene Ontology annotation, molecular function: histone binding; chromatin binding. The transcript has a single exon. The record is from RefSeq and is a predicted model, not a curated record.
UGGGUGGUGCGAGAGGCCGGUUAUCGCGCAGCGCGGCUUUUGUGAGGAAAACAGCCGUUAGCCUUCCGUUUGUCUGGCUGCUGCCGACAUGAGCGGCCUGGAGGGGGUGGAGGGGACACCUCUCCGUGAAACCCAGAGUCUCAUCACCCCCGACCGUGCCCCCGGAGACCCGGACUCUCCCCGGUGCCUGAAGCUCCGUGAGGAAACCGAGGCGUCACAGGUGAUGGCGGAGACGGGUGAGGGGAGCUGCGAGGCCGUGGCGCUCCCCCCGCCGCAGCUUCCAGAGGAGCGCGGUGCCCCCCGCACGGCUCCCCCAGACCCGGGCUGUGCCGGUACGCCCCAGACCCGAGGCGGUGGGGGUGGCGGUGACGUAGCGCCCCGAGCGGGGCAAGAGCAGCCUCCGCCUCCCGCGAAGGGCCUGGAAAAGGCGUCUGUAUCCCCGGCAACGGACGGCAGCGUGGGAAGUGGCGGUUGGCGGCAAGAGCCGCGAGGCCCGGAUGGGGAGAAGGCGCUAGAAGCCUGUGACGCGGAGAGGUUGGGGUCGGAGGUGGUGGCGGAGGCGAAGGCUGAGGAAGUGAAGACUGAAGAGGGCCCCGUCUUCUCAGUCGCAGCGGGUGAGGAGGUGGCGGAGAAGGAAGGAGUGAAGGAGGAGGAGGGAGUGGAGCAGGAGAUGGAGGUGGAGGAGAAGCCAGGAGGCGAAGAAGUAGAAAUGGUGGAGAACAGAGUGGUGGAGGAGGCAGGGCACCGGCCCCUGCGCAUGGAUCUCCGCAUGAACCCUCUGGAGGCCAUCCAGCUGGAACUGGACACGGUGAAUGCUCAGGCUGACCGGGCGUUUCAACAGCUAGAGCAUAAGUUUGGACGGAUGCGUCGACACUACCUGGAGCGGAGGAACUACAUCAUUCAGAAUAUCCCGGGCUUUUGGGUCACUGCCUUUCGGAACCACCCCCAGUUGUCCCCCAUGAUUAGGGGCCAAGAUGCAGAGAUGUUAAGAUACAUAACCAAUUUGGAGGUGAAGGAGCUCAGGCACCCUCGAACAGGCUGCAAGUUCAAGUUCUUCUUUAGAAGAAACCCCUAUUUCCGAAACAAGCUGAUUGUCAAGGAAUAUGAGGUCAGAGCCUCUGGCCGAGUGGUGUCUCUUUCCACUCCAAUCAUAUGGCGCCGGGGCCAUGAACCCCAGUCCUUCAUUCGCAGGAACCAAGAGGUCGUUUGCAAUUUCUUCACCUGGUUUUCAGACCACAGCCUUCCAGAGUCUGACAGGAUUGCUGAGAUUAUCAAAGAGGACCUGUGGCCAAAUCCACUGCAAUACUACCUGCUGCGUGAAGGAGUCCGUAGAGCCAGACGUCGCCCAAUAAGGGAGCCAGUGGAGAUCCCCAGGCCCUUUGGGUUCCAGUCUGGUUAAACUUUGCCCUUGAAGAUGGUCCCUUUCCGCCUCUUGCUGGACCUGUGCUUGGGCAACAGAAAUGGGUAUGCCUUCUACUUUUUUCCCCCCUUUCUUUCUUUGACAUUUCUGCAGCCUUUUUCCUCUGGACAUUCAGUUCUCUCAGCCUCAAGAUUGAGACCAUCAUGGCCGUGCGCCUCCACUUUCACUUGGCCUUCAUGCUGUUCUGCAUUAAUACUACAUGCUGCAUGGCCAUGAUUCACACCACUGCUAAGUCAAGCUCGUGAUAUUGUAAAUUGCACUGCCUUUAUCUGCACUACUUGGACUCCGUUUGUUCCCAGGGCCUCUGAUCUGCCUCUUAUACUUGAAAUUCUAGCUUUGUCUAGGAGUGCAUUCUACCCACUGCAGUACAGGCAUAUAGACUGUGGGCAGUUGCGGGGCAUUAAUGGUAUCAAGGGAGAACAGCAGUGGGCCACUUGGCCUGUAUGAUUUAUGUGACUCCAUUGCUCUUCUUGUGCCUCUGGUCAUCUCCUAUCGCUGCCUGCUACUGGCUGUGCCCUUGGCUGCUACCUAUGGAUGAACAUUUUAGACCACUGUCGGCCGCACUCUGGUUUCUGGUAAACAAUCUCCAGGUUUCCGGCCAGCGCACAAAAAAUUCUACCCAAAGGACUUCUCUUGUAUUCCCCACCCCCAAGCCCCUUCCCUCCACUCCCAUCAUCCAGAACCCUAUUAACUGUCAGGCAAGUGGUUGAGGUGACAGGUUAGGUCUUGUCCUCCUGGCAGGUUGGUCUGAGGAUGGUGUCCAUUAAAAGUACCAGGCUUUCUCAGCCUCAACGAGUGAAUUUACCCAAAACCUAGGUACCUCUUUUUGCCUCCUUUUUUUCAUCCUGAGUGUGAUUAAGUGCCAGGGUGGCAGUACACUUUCUCCAUGGCCUUUCUCCUGUCUCGUGAAAGAAGUGAUAGCUCAUAAACAUCUGCAAAAUCAAGUCUUUUAGUUUUAAUUUGGCUCUCUCCAUUAUUUCCAAGGAUGGUUGUCUUGUAUAAUAGACUGCCAGCUUUCUUAUUUCCCUCUGCUUUCUUCCCCAUCCUAAACCCCCUUUAGCAACAUCUAGAAUGUUUAAAGGGAGACAGAUUUAGAUGAGUGAAAAGUGAUAUCUAGGCCAUAAUGGGUGGAAGAACUAAAGAUAUUGUGGUGGGUGCCCAAAGCAUGGGAAACUAAACAAGACCACAGGCAAAAAUGAGCCAGAUAAAAAUUGGGCCUAAAAUUAAGAUUGAUUGAAAGCCUUCAAGGAAGGUUCUUUCUCUCUCAGUGGUGAUGGGAGAAGUUCUUUUUCUCAGGAUUGACAUGGGAGAAUUGAAGGGGGUUGGAAUGUUAAAUACCUUGUCUAGAGUAGAGUUCUUUAAAGAAACAGCACAACUUUGAGUGCUUUCUGUCUUUUUCAUUUGACUUAAUUUAUGACGAGGAUUAAUACUGUCUUUCAUGUUGCUAGUAUUUAGUAAAAUCCUGUUAUUUUCUCUUGUUUCUGCUUCUGGAAAAAUUGAGCCGUACAGGCUUUAUUUUGCUUUCAAUUGGGAACGUUUAGAAAUAUAACAGUUGUAUUUUCCUGUACAAUAUAGAGAUUUAAAUGAAUAUCUCUAACGGAUUUCAACUUGUUUUUGUUAAAACUAUCCUUAGAAAUUUAAUUUGAAUAACUUGUUCUUGUCACACUUUUAAGACUUUGGAAAUUGUUGUCUUCAUGGAAAAAUAACCUACUAAAAAUGUGUGGCUUAAUUGUCUUACUUCAUAAUUUGCCUGGUUAACAACUUAGUAAUUGAUGUGUCUCUUUUCCUAAAUAGCAUAAAUACUUGUGAGGUUGCUUUGUCUAAUUGAAAGUAUACCGUUGAUAUAUAUAUUUGUCUUUCCUUAUAUGCAUGAUGGUAAAAUAAAAGCAUA